GUUACGUAUUGCUGAGAGGAGCCGCAUUAGACAAACCAGCUACUUUAUAUGCAAAUUAUAGAAACUUCCUCCUCAGAGUCUUGCAAAGAAGUUCUCGUUCUGGGGGGAGUCCCAGUGCGACAUUGGUCUUCUUGGCCUCGCUUUUCCUGUGUUCUUCCCCUUCUGAGCUGCAGUGGCUUUGGGGCUGGGUGCUGCUGAGCUGGCCCUCUAGCAGAGAAAGCACAUGCCUCCUUGCACAGACCCUCCAGGUAUCCUGUCAUCUAAUGUCAAAGCUUCUCGGGGUGAGAGAGCUAGCGUGGCUCCCCUUGUGCGCAGCAUGAAGGAAGAUCCUGACACAGUAGCUGAGCUCAGAGCAUUUCCUGCUGCAGGAGAAGUCUGAGUGUCACUACACCAACGGCAUGCAGCAGGUGAGGUAUCUGAAAAGACUGAUCUGGGGCCAGCAGGAGAUCUGUUACUAUGACAGUGACUUGGGCUUCUCGGUGGCCCGCACAGAACUGGGUCGGCCGAUCGCGGAGUAUUGGAACCGGCUGGAGUGGCUGAGCUACUUGUGGGCUUCAGUGGAGAAGUUCUGCAGUUAUAACUACAGGAGAUUUAAGAACAUCACUGAGGUUAAGCCCAGAGUGAAAAUUUCCACCCUAAAAGCAGAGUCUUCCCACCGCCCCAGCUUGCUGGUUUGCUCUGCAACAGGGUUUUAUCCUUCCGAGAUAGCGACCAAGUGGUUCAAAAAUGGGCAGGAGGAGACAGCUGGAGUUGUAUCCAGGGAGCUGCUACAUAAUGGAGACUGGACCUUCCAGAUCCAGGUGACGCUGGAAACAAAACCCAGGUGGGGAGAUGUCUACACCUGCCAAGUGGAGCACAUCAGUCUGCAAACACCCAUCACCAAGCAGUGGGUGGUACAGCCUGACUCUGCCAAGAGCAAGAUGUUCAUUGGAAUUGGGGGCUUUGUACUGGGGUUGAUCUUCAUGGUGCUGGGACUCCUCAUCUACCAGAAGAAUAAGAAAGGGUACCUGUGCUUGGACACUGCAGACUCUCAGGCUGCUGAGAGUGACAGGGGCAGCUCUACAAACCUACUGCUCUGUGCCUAAAUCCUUCCAAGUUCGGCGAAGGGACAUCUCUAAAUCUUCCCUUAAAUUUCUGCAUUCACACAUGUGCCAUUACUCUCUCCCUUCCCCUCGCUAGCUGUUCUUCGUGUGUUCUUGCUCAGGUCAAUACUGUGCUGCCUCUGGCAGAGGGAAUCACCACUUUCCCUCAAUCCUAGCAGGUUCCCCUCCUGCUGCCCCGCCCCAGAUUUAACGGCUCUGCAAUUAAAGAACAAAGUCUUGUAGAUCUGAGAUUGUCCCCCAGGGGCCGAUUUCAUGCAAGCUGUUGACUUGGGGUAUCUCCGGUGGAAGAGGAGGGAAGGAUCCAGCUGUCAUAUGGAGCUGAGGAUGGAUGUCCAGCUACUCCAAGUGCAGCACAUACCCAGAUAGAAAAGUGGGGAAUAAAUAAUAAUGUUUCUAACUAAUGCUUUGCACUUAGAGAAAUUUUAUCUAAGGGUCUGCAAGGAUUUUGAUAACUGAUAGUUAAUUAAAAGUUCUAAUUUAACCUGGGGUUAAUCCUUAAUUUCAUGUGUUUGGUAACUUUCUGAAACAGAUCUGAAGAAGUGAGGUUUUCUACCCACAAAAGCUUAUGCCCAAAUAAAUCUGUUAGUCUUUAAGGUGCCACCAGACUUCUUGUUGUUUUUGUGGAUACAUACUAACAUGGCUACCCCCUGAUACUUGAAACAGAUCUAUGAUUCUGUAUAUCAUGACACCCCACCCUUUGGCUAAUGGAGAUUGUACUGUACUCAGCUGAUGAGCAGAACAUGAAAACCUAUGUAGAACAACAAAUUAAAGAGAUAAAGCCUUCCCCGGGUAACUAACAACCCAUGAGAUUAUAAACAUGGAGAGAAUGUUUACACUCUAAUUUGCCUUUCACUGUCAUUGCUGGUUUGUUCUUGCUGCUCCUUUUACUCCUGGCAGCAGCCUCAGCCAGCAUAAACACUGAAACUAGGUUGCUCAGUCUCAGUUUCUGUCUCUAACUAGGUUCACUGUGUGGUUCUCAUGCACUAAUCUGCUGUUGUACUUGCCUUAGGGUUUUAUCCUGACACCCAUCAUAGAUUUCAUAGAAUUUUAUGCCAAAAAGGACCAUUAGUUCUUCCAAUAUGAUCUCCUGUAUACAUUUUAUAUAUAUCCCCCUAUAUUGAGCCCAAAGACUUUAGUUGGACCAAAGUAUUUCAGUCCCCAUGAGAAUAGACUAUUGUAUGCCUGUGACACGUUGGAUCACAGAAACCCCCUUGGGGACUGCCACCUGAUGUGCUGAGAC
Molecule: messenger RNA, 2343 nt
Organism: Mauremys reevesii (Reeves's turtle)
Lineage: Eukaryota; Metazoa; Chordata; Testudines; Geoemydidae
Product: rano class II histocompatibility antigen, A beta chain-like
Exons: 7
Coding region: 399-1085 (228 amino acids)
Biological process (GO): immune response; antigen processing and presentation of exogenous peptide antigen via MHC class II; immunoglobulin production involved in immunoglobulin-mediated immune response
Cellular component (GO): membrane; MHC class II protein complex
Molecular function (GO): MHC class II protein complex binding
Source: RefSeq, a predicted model, not a curated record